Acanthosepion pharaonis is the source of this 1461-nucleotide messenger RNA. The record is from the annotation of a GenBank genome assembly. NCBI's taxonomy places the organism in Eukaryota, Metazoa, Mollusca, Cephalopoda, Sepiida, Sepiidae.
AUGUUCACAAUUGCCUUUUCUUCUCUUCUUCUUUUCUGUCCUUACUUUCUUUAUCGUUGCUUCUAUAUUUCUUUCUACUUCUCACUUUUUCCUCUCUCUAGUAAUUUUCCAGUGUUUGUUUCCUUCUAUUGCUUUCUAUUAUUCUUUCUAUCUCACUUUCUGUUUACCUUUUCCCCUUCUUUCUUUCUUCCUUUCUUUAUUUUUUUCAAUCUUUUUUUCUUCCUUUUCCCGUUCUUUUUUAUCCUUUCCCAACUGCCUUUAGCAUUAUUCUUCCUCUCCUUCUUCUUUCUCUUUCUCUUAUCUAUACAUCUUUCCCAACUUCUUUCUUUCUUUCUUUCUUUCUUUCUUUUUUAUCCUUUCCCAACUGCCUUUAAACUUAUGCUUCCUCUCCUUCUUUCUCUUUUUCUUACCUAUACAUCUUUCCCAGCUUCUUUUUUUCUUCCUUUCUUCCUUCCUUUCUUUCUUUUUUUCAAUCUUUUUUCUUUCUUUUCCCGUUCUUUUUUUAUCCUUUCCCAACUGCCUUAUGCUUCCUCUCUUUCUUCUUUCUCUUUCUCUUAUCUAUACAUCUUUCCCAACUUCUUUCUUUCUUUCUUUCUUUCUUUCUUUCUUUCUUUCUUUCUUUCUUUCUUUCUUUUCUCCUUCUUUGUUGGUCCUUUCCUAACUGCCUUUAACUCUCACUUCUUUCUUUCAUUUUCAUACUUAUUUCUCUCUGUCUCUCUUUUAUUUCCUUUCUCCUAUUCUGUUUCUUAUAAACCCCUCUCUUUUUAUCUCUCAUUAUUUCUCUCUCUGUUACCUCCCUAUUAUUUCACACUCUGCCUCACUCUUUAUUUUCCCUUUCCCUUCUAUUUCUACAUGAUUAUAAUCUCUCUUUUAUCUCCCCUUCUUUUCUUUUCUCUUCUAACCACACUCUCUUAUGUGCGUCCCAUUCUGCCUUUCUCACGUACAAUUUUUUCUCUCUUUAUCUCCCUCUCUAUUUUCGUUUUCCUUUCUCUCUCUAUUUUUACUUCUUCACUCUCUUUCGCUUCCUCGCUUUUCUCAUAUAUAGCUACAUACCUUCUGCAUUCGCUGUUCUUAAAUUCUUACUCUUCUUCAAUUCUCCCUCUUUCCCUUUCCUUCUCUGUCGCUAUCCAUCGUCCUUCUUUUUUUUCCUUCUCUCUUUCUUUGUACAUUUUUUCCUUUCUUUCUUUUUUUAUGUCUUUCUGGUUCUUUGCAUUUCUUUUUCUUUUUUUUUUGUACUGUUUUUCUUUUUGUUAUGUUUUCUAUAAUUUGUCUCACUCAUUCUCCCCUCCACACACUCUCACUUAUUUCUCUCUCUCUCGCUCCCCCCCUCUCUCUCUCUCUCUCUCUCUCUUUGCCUCCAUCUUACUCAGUUUCAUUUUCUCUGCUUGCUUAACUUCCCUUCUCUGUCCAUCUCUCUUUCCAUUCUUUCAUCCGUGUUCAUUGUUUUCCCCCUCUUUUUGA